GGAUUUUGUUUUUUAUUCCCCACCCCAAAUAUCUUCCCGCUACUAUGGAAAAACAGGAAAACCGUCGAAUGACGCGCUAGAAUGACAGUCACAGUGAUUGAGUGUCUCUGUGUCUGUUCUGUCCGAUGUUGACAGAAAAAAUGUGCUUGUUCACGCGCUAAACAAGCUGCUCAGUAGAUCGCGGCAGGUGCAGCUCUGGAUUACAGUAUAGAAGGAUCGCCUUGCACAGAUGGAUGAUGUGGAGCCCAUUGUGCCCCAGGGGCCAGCAGAGGGGAGGAGCCCAAACGGCCACUGCACCCUGUGCCCCAUCUCCAAACAGAACCCCAGUGAUUCCAAAGUGGUGGAAGACUUCAGGAGGAGGCUCAAGUACUUCUUUAUGAACCCCUGUGAAAAAUAUAGAGCCAGGGGCCGGAAACCAUGGAAACUGAUGUUACAGAUUCUGAAAAUUGCCAUCAUCACGUUCCAGUUAGUGUCUUUUGGAUUGAGUAACGAGAUGAUGGUGACCUUUAAAGAGGAAAACCUGAUGGUGUUUAAACACCUCUUCCUGAAAGAAUAUAAGGACCAACAUGUGGACAGAUACGCAGUGUACACCAAAACAGAUGUGUACGACCACAUCUAUUACAUCAUCGAUACGUUUAUAAACCUGCAGAACCUGACGGUAGGGAACCAUGCCUAUGAGAAGAUAGAGGGGGAGUACACCCCUCUGACCCUCUGUCAGGAGUUCUACAGGAAAGGCAGCAUCUCCCCUGGCAACGACACCUUUGACAUAGACCCACAUGUCGACAAAGAAUGUAUUUCCAUAUUUCCUCUGGAGCCAUUGGAGGAUAAAACUUUGUCAAGAGACAUGAACUUUUCUCUGGAUUUUAAAAGGCUGUUGUCAGUAAACAUCUACCUCACGUUGAAAGCCAUCAACCUGCAGACAGUGCGCCACCAUGAGCUCCCAGACUGUUAUGACUUUAGUAUAAUGAUAAUGUUUGACAACCGUGCACACAGUGGGAGGAUAAAGAUUAACUUAGAAAAUAAUGUUGGAAUCAAUGAAUGUAAAGACUGGAAUGUUGCAAGCACUUCUGGGAAGAACAACCACCUCCUCUUGCUGUUCGAUUCCCUCGUCAUCCUCGCCUGCUUUACCUCACUCAUCUUGUGCACACGCUCAGUCUGCAAUGGAUCUCAGCUCCAAUUUCAUUACACUGCAUUCUUCCACACCUACUUUGGUAAAACUGUGUCCUGGUCUGAGCGCAUGGAGUUUGUGAAUGGCUGGUAUAUUCUGAUCAUCGUCAGCGAUACACUCACCAUCGCUGGAUCCGCCCUCAAAAUAGGAAUACAGACUAAGGACCUUACAAACUAUGAUGUCUGCAGUAUUUUGCUUGGGACAUCCACAAUGCUUGUCUGGGUUGGAGUUAUCCGCUACCUGGGUUUCUUUAAGAAAUAUAACAUCCUAAUUCUGACCCUGAGGGCAGCGUUUCCAAAUGUGAUCCGCUUCUCCUGCUGCGUUGGCUUGAUCUACCUGGGCUACUGUUUCUGUGGCUGGAUCGUUCUGGGGCCGUAUCAUGAGAAGUUCCGGACCUUGGACAAGGUGACGGAGUGCCUGUUCUCUCUGAUCAACGGUGAUGACUUGUACUCCACGUUCCAGAAGAUGAGAGGGAAGAGAAACAUGGUGUGGCUGUUCAGCAGGCUCUACCUCUACUCCUUCAUCUUUCUCUUCAUUUACCUGGUGCUCAGUCUGUUCAUUGCCCUCAUCACAGACACAUACGAAACCAUCAAGCAACACCAGAAGGACAGAGUCCUGGUGUCCCAGCUGCAGGCCUUUAUGGCUGACUGUAGAGACCAGCCUGACUCUGGGAAGUACAAGAUAGACAAGGAACCCACCUGCUGCUGCUUUGGAUAGACCCUAUAAAGUAGCCGUGUGUGUGUGUGUGUGUGUGUGUGUGUGUGUGUGUGUGUGUGACAUAUCUUAGUAGGCAUUAAAGCUCUAUUCAUGUGUUGGGAAAUGUAUUUAGAAAAUUGUUUAGGGUUUCUAUAUGGUGAUCAAUAAGGAAUAUAUUACUUUUUAUAUUUGAUUGUAUAAUGUGUGAAGGUUAUGUAAUUAUGUAUGAACAAUUAAAUUGUGCUAUGGGUGGUAUUUUAA
Molecule: messenger RNA, 2125 nt
Organism: Coregonus clupeaformis (lake whitefish)
Lineage: Eukaryota; Metazoa; Chordata; Actinopteri; Salmoniformes; Salmonidae
Gene: mcoln3a
Product: mucolipin TRP cation channel 3a
Exons: 13
Coding region: 230-1885 (551 amino acids)
Cellular component (GO): lysosomal membrane; plasma membrane
Molecular function (GO): NAADP-sensitive calcium-release channel activity
Source: RefSeq, a predicted model, not a curated record